UGGGCGCCAGGCUAGCGGUGGCGCGCGGCGUGUGAAGGGCAGCGGACAGGGACAGGAUGCGAGCGCGGCGGCCGGGGCGGCUCUGGGCAGCUCUGCUGGCGCUGGGGACCCUGGCGGGCGUUGUCGUUGGAGAGUCCAACAUCUGUACCACACGAGGCGUGAACUCCUGCCAGCAAUGUCUGGCUGUGAGUCCUGUGUGUGCCUGGUGUUCAGAUGAGGCUCUGCCUCAGGGCUCCCCCCGCUGUAACCUGAAGGAGAGCCUGCUGAAGGACAACUGUGCUCCCGAGUCCAUUGAGUUCCCAGUCAGUGAGGCCCAGAUCCUGGAGAACAGACCGCUCAGCAGCAAGGCCUCUGGAGACAGCACCCAGAUCACUCAAGUCAGCCCCCAGAGGAUUGCCCUUCGACUGCGGCCAGAUGAUUCGAAGAUUUUUUCACUUCAAGUGCGGCAGGUGGAGGAUUACCCUGUAGACAUCUACUACUUGAUGGACCUGUCCUUCUCCAUGAAGGAUGAUCUGUCGAGCAUCCAGACCUUGGGUACCAAGUUGGCUUCCCAGAUGCGCAGGAUUACUAGCAACUUUCGGAUUGGCUUUGGGGCCUUUGUGGACAAGCCUGUAUCUCCAUACAUGUACAUCUCCCCACCAGAGGCUCUCAAAAACCCCUGUUACAGUAUGAAGGUUUCAUGUUUGCCGAUGUUUGGCUACAAACACGUGCUGACACUAACUGACCAGGUGACCCGCUUCAAUGAGGAAGUGAAGAAACAGAGUGUGUCACGGAACCGAGAUGCCCCAGAGGGCGGCUUUGACGCCAUCAUGCAGGCUACAGUCUGUGAUGAGAAAAUUGGCUGGAGGAAUGAUGCAUCCCAUUUGCUGGUGUUUACCACCGAUGCCAAGACCCACAUUGCACUGGAUGGAAGGCUGGCAGGCAUUGUCCAGCCCAACGAUGGGCAGUGUCACAUCGGCAGUGACAACCAGUACUCUGCCUCCACCACCAUGGAUUACCCGUCUCUGGGGCUGAUGACCGAGAAACUGUCCCAGAAAAACAUUAACCUGAUCUUUGCAGUCACUGAGGAUGUCGCCAACCUCUACCAGAACUAUAGUGAGCUCAUCCCCGGGACCACAGUGGGGAUCCUGUCUGAUGACUCAAGCAAUGUCCUCCAGCUCAUUGUUGAUGCUUACGGGAAAAUCCGCUCUAAAGUGGAGCUGGAAGUGCGUGACCUCCCUGAAGAGCUGUCCUUGUCCUUCAACGCCACCUGUCUUAACAAUGAGGUCAUCCCGGGCCUCAAGUCUUGUGUGGGACUCAAGAUUGGAGACACGGUGAGCUUCAGCAUCGAGGCCAAGGUCCGCGGCUGCCCCCGGGAGAAGGAGCAGUCUUUCACUAUCAAGCCCGUGGGCUUUAAGGAUAGCCUCACCGUCCAGGUCACCUUUGACUGUGACUGUGCCUGCCAGGCCUCCGCCCAGCCUCUCAGCCCACGCUGCAACAAUGGCAAUGGGACCUUUGAGUGUGGAGUGUGCCGCUGUAACCAGGGCUGGCUGGGAUCCAUGUGUGAGUGCUCCGAGGAGGACUACCGGCCCUCUCAGCAGGAAGAGUGCAGCUCCAAGGAGGGCCAACCCAUCUGCAGCCAGCGCGGCGAGUGCCUCUGCGGCCAGUGUGUCUGUCACAGUAGUGACUUCGGCAAGAUCACUGGCAAGUUCUGCGAGUGUGAUGACUUCUCCUGUGUCCGCUACAAAGGGGAGAUGUGCUCUGGCCACGGCCAGUGCAACUGUGGGGACUGCGUGUGCGACUCGGACUGGACCGGCUUCUACUGCAACUGCACGACGCGCACCGACACCUGCAUGUCCAGCAACGGGCUGCUGUGCAGCGGCCGGGGCAACUGUGAGUGUGGCAGCUGCGUCUGCGUCCAGCCCGGCUCCUAUGGAGACACCUGCGAGAAGUGUCCUACCUGCCCAGACGCCUGCUCGUUUAAGAAGGAGUGUGUGGAGUGUAAGAAGUUCAACCGGGGAACCCUACAUGAAGAAAACACCUGCAACCAUUACUGCCGAGACGACAUCGAGCCUGUGACAGAGCUGACGGAUACCGGCAAGAAUGCAGUGAAUUGUACCUACAAGAAUGAGGACGACUGUGUGGUCAGAUUCCAGUACUAUGAAGACACCAGUGGAAGAGCCAUCCUGUACGUGGUGGAAGAGCCAGAGUGUCCCAAGGGUCCUGACAUCCUGGUGGUCCUGAUGUCAGUGAUGGGAGCCAUUCUGCUCAUCGGUCUUGCUACUCUGCUCAUCUGGAAGCUACUCAUCACCAUCCAUGACCGGAAGGAAUUUGCUAAGUUCGAGGAAGAACGAGCCAGAGCCAAGUGGGACACAGCAAACAACCCACUGUAUAAAGAGGCCACCUCCACCUUCACCAAUAUCACCUACCGGGGCACUUAAUGAGAAGAAGUCAUCCUUAGACCAUUGUCCGAUUAGGCCAGGAUUGUGGGAGUCUCUGCCAUCAUGUUUACAGGGGACAGUAUUUGUGGGUGGGAUUAGGGGCUUGGAUUGGGCUGGGAAAAUGUCAGUAUGUGGGAGUGUGUCUCUGUGUGUAUGUAUAUGUAUGUGUUGAGUGUGGGGAAAUGUGUAAUUUAAAAUGUGUGAUGUGUCCCUAUAGGCAGAGCUACACGGCCUUUGCCCUCAGAAUCCCUCUUGAAGGGAGUCUUCCUGCUUAGCUUGAGGGGAACUCAUGAUGCUGAGCAGAUGCUCUUCAUGGCCUCUGAGAAGCCAGCUUGCCUGGUCAGGCCGUUCUCCCAGAAGAGAAGGGCGCGGCUGGGGUGCUUCCUUCCAGAGGAAGUGAUGCCAAGCCUCGAGCCUACACUGAGUUUGUAAGUUUCUGGUUCUUGGGCCUGUCAGUGGCCACGGUAGAAACUGCUUGGCUUUGGAGACUGGCUAUAUCAUUUGUGCCUCUGCCCACCUCUCCUCCCUCAGGCUGGAGGUGGAUCGGGAGAAACGAGCCCUCAAGAGCUGUCUGCAUCUUUCGCCAUCACCUCAGCCCCGCUAUGGGUCUCUCACAAGGAAAGUCCUGGAUACCUGGCUCUUUGGCCUAUUGAGCAUGAAGAUGUCAGGGCCACUCAGGGGUCAUGCAUGGCCUGGGGGGUGUGCCAGCACCUCCAAGGUCAUAAUCGCAGUCAUUCUUCCCUAGAGAUUUGUGUAGAAGUGUCACCUUUACGUCGACACCAUCUCUUACCUCCUACUUCUGCAUUCUCAUUGUUACAGACUGCUCUGCACUGAGGAUAUGACCAGAUGCCUUCCCCUCAGGGGAGAGUGCUUUGAU
Peromyscus leucopus (white-footed mouse) is the source of this 3297-nucleotide messenger RNA. RefSeq names its product integrin subunit beta 3 (gene Itgb3). Gene Ontology annotation, cellular component: cell surface; integrin complex; focal adhesion. The record is from RefSeq and is a predicted model, not a curated record. The transcript is spliced from 15 exons. Lineage: Eukaryota; Metazoa; Chordata; Mammalia; Rodentia; Cricetidae. Gene Ontology annotation, biological process: cell adhesion mediated by integrin; cell migration; cell-matrix adhesion. Gene Ontology annotation, molecular function: fibronectin binding; integrin binding; fibrinogen binding. The coding region runs from base 57 to 2420 and encodes 787 amino acids.